This is a messenger RNA of Planococcus citri (citrus mealybug), 2198 nucleotides long. RefSeq names its product vesicular glutamate transporter 3-like. Gene Ontology annotation, cellular component: membrane. Gene Ontology annotation, biological process: transmembrane transport; monoatomic anion transport. The transcript has 10 exons. The record is from RefSeq and is a predicted model, not a curated record. The coding region runs from base 411 to 1871 and encodes 486 amino acids. Gene Ontology annotation, molecular function: transmembrane transporter activity. Lineage: Eukaryota; Metazoa; Arthropoda; Insecta; Hemiptera; Pseudococcidae.
CAUUGUUUUGAAAAAAGCGACACAUUCAAAUUGCAAUUCAACACAUACUCAUUCUUACUCAUACAAUAGUGAUACUUACAUCUUGUUAAAACUCGCGAAUCGCACGCGUUCUGAUGUUCUGCUCACAUAUAUUGUCAUAUGGAAUAUCAUAAUGAAAAUUUUUGGCACCAAGUAUUUAUAUUGCGUUAACAUGUGAAAUAAUUGCAAAACAAAAUAAUUAAUUAUAAAAUUAGCAUUAACCUUAGAGGACUCCUGAGUCGAGUAAAACCUUCGCCGUUGAAACAAAAUUUGCUUGUUCGGUGGUCUGAAUGUGCUUUUCGUAGUUGUUGAAAGUAAAAUGAAAUCGAAAUGUAAAUAAUUGGAGUAAAAUUAUUCGUAGACGAGAUUAUCGAAGUGAAAAUUCUUCGGAAAUGGAGAAAACGUACGUCGCAGAUCAGCCCAACGGUUCGUUGAAGCUUUUGGAAAACCAGAAUGAUCCAGUACACAGAAAAAUCUCAAGUACGACAGUGGCACCUCCACUAUUGCCAUCGAAACGAAUACUUGUAGUGGCGGUGUUAUUUUUAUGUCUAGUCGUUUCUCAAGUCGUACGAAAUCACAUUAACAUCACCGUCGUAGAGAUGACGUCGAAUAAAUCACUCAUCGAUAGCAAUAUUACAAUUCCGCCGGAGUUUGAUUGGGAUUCGACGAGGGUCGCUUUGGUCAUUAGUAUAUUCGCGUACGGAGGCCUAUUCUCAUUUCUAGGCGGAUUCAUAGUGAAUUUUUUGGGAGGCUCGGUCAGCUGCGCUGUUUUCAUGGUGAUUUCUGGUAUCACCACCUUACUCCAUCCGUACGCGUUGAACGUGCAUUUUUACUACUUUUUGGCGUGUCGAUUCAUCACUGGAUUAUCUCAGACAUUCCUCUACGUGAGUGUUAUCGAGAUGUAUUCACGAUGGUUUCCUUUGCAAGAAAGAUCAAAACUAGUAUCAUUCAGUUUCAACGGAUCAAACGUAGGAGUUGCGAUUGUUUACCCUUUUAGCGGAUAUCUAGCUCACAGAUGGGGAUGGGAAACAGUAUUUUACGUUACAGGUACACUACCACUGAUCAUGGCGGUGAUUUGCUUGCUCGCUGUAAAGAAUCAUCCAUCACAGGACAAAUUCAUGUCGAAAGAAGAACGUGAAUACAUAAUCCAAGGAACCGACAAUAAUAAACUAGCUAAAACUAACCAUCCUUACAAAAAAAUUGUGACUUCGGGGCCUGUUUGGGCGUUGUGUUGUCUCAUCUUCGUUUACAUGUGGAUAGUUACUAAUUUGGGGGUUUGUUUGCCACUAUACGUUAAAGAUGUGACUCAAAAGAAUACCGACGAAAUUGGUUGGAUAUCAGCCAUCCCGAGUGUCGUUUAUACCCUAAUGUUUCCAGUCGUUGGACCUCUGAUGGAUCAUUUUAGCAAUCGUGGUAUCAUGUCUUUAACUCGGAUACACAAAAUCAUGGUUACUAUUGCCUUCACUUCUGCGACCAUUUUCUUCAUAGCUAGCACGUUUUUGUCAAAUUUGUCCGUAACGUUGAGCUAUUUCGUCGUAAUUGAUAUUCUAAUGUCCACAGUACCUUUAAUUACGGAGAUCGUCGUAGUGAGCAUAGCUCCCGAUCAUACCAGCAUUGUUGCCGGUUUGGUGGUAUUUUUCUUCUCACUAGGCGCCAUUUUCGCAGCAACAAUCACCGGACUUAUGAUCACACAUCAUACAGUUCAAGAAUGGAAUAAUUGUUUUUAUUUAGCAGCGUUUGUUGCGAUCAUUGGUACAGUGAUAUUCGUAAAAUUCGGCUCCAGCAGAGCUCAAAAAUGGGCUUUAUCGUCGAAUGUGAAUAAACAUAGACGACCAUCGCUUUCAUAUUUUUGAUUAUGAUUUCAAAUCGAAUAACUCUUCGUUAUUAUAUAGUCAUCGAUUUUAAAUGUGUUGUAACUGCUCUUGUUUGUCAUUGUCGUUGUCGCAAUCUUUAAUAUAACUAUAACAUACUUUCUGUCCAUAAGAUAAGAGUGGCAGAAAUUGAGCUACUGCUUAAAAAAGUCUAAAUUCUUUUCGAUGAAACGUGACUUUUUUCCAGUAGGCAAGAAGACUAAAAAUAAUAUUUUUAUUGGACACAAUUUUCAUAUUUCUCGACACCUACUUGGAAAAAAAAACGAAAAUCGUGCUUCAAAUUGCUAAUAAAAGCUAAAAUUUUAAUAA